CGCCUUAGGCCAGCGCUGUGUUGCCAUGACGACCGUGGCUGGAUCGCAGCAAAUUUUGUUGGAAACUCUCGCUGCAGGUUGAAGACGGUGUAUCUGUUUGCAGUGACUCAGUUUCCCAGGAAUAAAUUGGAACAGUAGGGAUAGCAAGUGCCAUGGGGAGCAAGAAGGAAAUGGCCCUGCAGGUCAACAUCAGUACCCAGGAACUUUGGGAGGAAAUGCUCAGUUCCAAAGGACUAACUGUCGUCGACGUCUACCAAGGCUGGUGUGGCCCCUGCAAGCCUGUGGUGAGCCUCUUCCAGAAGAUGAGGAUCGAGGUCGGCCUGGACCUUCUGCAUUUUGCAUUAGCAGAAGCGGACUGUCUUGAUGUCCUCAAAAAAUACAGAGGGAGGUGUGAGCCGACCUUUCUGUUUUAUGCAAUUGAAGAUGAGGCUCUUUCUGAUGAAGAUGAAUGCUUUUCCCACGAAAAGGAAGAUGGUGACGACGAGGAUGCGGUGUCAUCAGAGAAGGCCUGCACCUUGGCAGUCAUUAAACCAGAUGCGGUGGUCCAUGGGAAGACGGAUGAGAUUAUCACGAAGAUCCAGGAAGCUGGGUUUGACAUUUUAACAAAUAAAGAGAGAGCCAUGAGAGAAGCAGAAAUGUGACUUUUCUACCAACACAGAGCUGGAGAGGAGGCAUUUAAGAAGCUGGUACAUCACAUGUGCAGUGGACCAAGCCACCUCCUCAACCUCACCAGGACUGAGGGCACCGAGGAAGUGGUCACCGCCUGGCAAACCCUCAUGGGACCCUGUGACCCCGAUGUGGCAAGGAGGGAGCAGCCUGACAGUCUCCGGGCUCAGUAUGGCACAGAAAUGCCCUUUAAUGCAGUCCAUGGAAGCCGGGACUCGGAAGAUGCCCGCCGGGAACUGACACUGCUCUUCCCCAGUUUUAAGUUUUCAGACCAGGUUCUGGAAGCCCCUCUGGGUAAGUCAUCCAGGCAGAUCUGGUCUGUAUUAAAUCUGCAGCGGGGAUGGGGGGCGGGUACUGACAGUAACUAUGUGGUAACCAAGUCCUCCGUCUAAUAAGGGCCUGCUGGGGAAACAGGGCCCAUUACAUAACUUUAGCGGCAGUCCUGCUCUAUUGUGUUUUCAGAGUAACAGUUUUGCUUUUUCAUUACAUUUUUGGCUGCAUUUUUACUUUGAAGUCAAACUCUUGUUACAAAGUUACUUUGCAUUCUCCUGUGGAAACCACCCGGAAAAUGUAACUUUCUGGAAGCCCACUUCCAUGGCAGAGGCCAGAUGUUAUUCCCUCACUUUCUCUGCGCUCCACGUGCCCCAUCAAGCCCUUGGUGGGGUCACCGAGAAGCAGAGAGUUUCACAGAAGGGCCCUCUGCCCAUCGCUGCAAUGGCUCUCAUAUCCCUCAGAGCCCACAUUUUGGGAAAAGCAUGCUGGGUCAUCCCCACCUCCACAUCUGGGUGAGAAACCCACGGGGCUCAGAGUGCAUGUGACUCACCCCACUCCACGAGUGGAAGAACCAGACACGGCCCGUGCUGCUCCCGUCACCGUGUUGCAC
Molecule: messenger RNA, 1549 nt
Organism: Globicephala melas (long-finned pilot whale)
Lineage: Eukaryota; Metazoa; Chordata; Mammalia; Artiodactyla; Delphinidae
Gene: NME9
Product: NME/NM23 family member 9
Biological process (GO): GTP biosynthetic process; UTP biosynthetic process; CTP biosynthetic process
Molecular function (GO): nucleoside diphosphate kinase activity
Source: RefSeq, a predicted model, not a curated record